This is a messenger RNA of Peromyscus californicus insignis, 6289 nucleotides long. RefSeq names its product CD164 molecule like 2 (gene Cd164l2). Gene Ontology annotation, cellular component: cytoplasmic vesicle. The transcript is spliced from 8 exons. Lineage: Eukaryota; Metazoa; Chordata; Mammalia; Rodentia; Cricetidae. The record is from RefSeq and is a predicted model, not a curated record. The coding region runs from base 5590 to 6120 and encodes 176 amino acids.
GCCCCCGGCCACCGGUUUGGUGACGUCAGAAGCCCAGUCGGCCAAUGGGCGCGGCGCGCUGGAGCGCAGCGCGCGCUGCGCGGCAUAGUAAUGAGGCCUCGCGCCGCCCGCUCCCCCAUUCAUAAAAAGUGACCGUGGCCGCGGCCCCGCCCCCUCCAGAGCCGGCCCGCGCUGUCCUUGACGCUGCGCCCUCUGCGGGUCGGGGGGCUUUGGGGGGCGCUAAUGGGAGAGCCUCACAAAAGGCUCAGGGAGGCCACCGAGGAUGUGGGAAGAGGACAAGGGACCGGGAUAGUCUGCGGGGGUGACGAGCACCCUCGGGUGUCAGAAAUGGGCUGACACCAGACAGGUGAUGGGGCUGAAUGGGCGUCCCCGGUGAGGAUGACAGGCUUUGCCUCUGAUAGGGCCCUGAGGUGACGGUGACAGGAGCACGAGGGAGUAGGGAGGUGGGUGGCUGUGACGAUAUGAGCGUGGUGACAGAUCUGGGAGGACGGUGGCUGGGGGACGUUGGCGGUGGGGGGAGGGAUAGGGCUCCUCAGGGCAGCCAGGGAUGUGUCAGGGUGACUGCAGCAUGAGGAAGCUCGGAGACCCCAGGGUCUCAGAGGUGGUGACAAAGCUUUGGAGAUGACUGUUCGGGUGAAGGAACUUCAGGUCACUGUGACCCUGUCAAGUGCUGAAGGACUGAGGCGACAGAGCUAAAUGAGGACUGUGGGGUCCCGGAAUGAAGAUCAAGUGACUUGUGAGUGGGUCCCAGAGUGAGGGGAGAGGGUAGGAAGUCUGACGACUGGACGGUGACCCAGCAGGUAAGUUGCUGCCAGGACAGGUCUCGUGAUGCUGGGGUUGGGAUAAGGAGCUGGGUGACGUCACUGAUGUGGGCCCAAUAGCGUCCUCGCAGCACGGGAGGGUGCGCCUGGCAAGAUUUCAAAACCUGAAUAAUUUAUUGAAGGAUCUGGAAAACCAGAGCGGGGAUGGGGAGGGGGGGGUGUCACUUCCCCGAAGCAGCAGGAGAUAGGGAGCCGGGAAGAACUUGGAAACAGAAGGACCGGGCAGCUCCAUGCUCAGAGCAGCCUCUCUGAGCGCCCAGCUUAGGUAGCCCAGGGGGUGGAGCAGGGGGGAAACUUCUUUGCCAGCCCCGUCCCUAGGGAAACGCCCCAUCAGUGACCUUGUGACCCUAGUAACCAGUCCUGCCCCAAUUCUGGAAUGUUCAAGAUUGUAGGAGGGUGAUGGGAGUCAGGAGUCAAGUUAGGGUCUGAGGCUUAGGAAAGGAAGGCCAAGAGGCAGGGAAUAACAUCACACACCCUCACAGAUACCACGGAACCAGGGCUGAAGGGAAUGGCACAUUUUGGGUCGGAUGUAGUUAGUUCAGCUGGUAGGAGUAGACCAGCUUCGAACCCUAAUAUCCCUCCAUUUCCUGGCUGUGUGACUUUGAGGAGUGAGUCUCUCAGGCUCUCUGAGCCUCUUUUGUUUUGUUUUUCAUUUCUGAAAUAGUGAUAUUGGCGCCUACUGGGGACUGUCAGGAGGCGUUGGGCCCAUUAUCAGCACUGGCUCUCUAUGUACUGGCUGUCAAUGGUAUGUUUGGCCAGUGGAGGACAGCGGGGAAGCAUAGGCUUUCAGAGAAGGGGGUGGAACAAGGUGCGAAGGUGGUGGUGGACGAAAGUGGCAUCUGAGGGACACUUGCCCUCGUGAGCAGCUGGUUUGCAGUUCACCGAUGCGCUGGUGAGAACUAGUCACCAGGUACGGGGGCACACGCCUGUAACCUCAGUACUUGGGAGGUAAAGGAUCAGGAGUUUGAGGUCAUCCUGAGCUAUGAAGCCAGCCUGGACUACAUGAGACCCAUACCCAAAUAAAAACAAACUGUCCUAUCUCUGCAAGUCAAGUCCUCAAAGAUGCUCCUGUUUGCCACUUCAGCGCUGACCUUUGACUUCUCCGUGCUGUCCACCUGUCCCUACAGCUGUUUUCUUUCUCUUUUUCAUAAAUUAAAAAAAAAUUUUAACUUAUUUGUAUUUCAUUCCCAUUGGGGUUCAGCCUGCAUGUAUGUCUGUGUGAGGCUGUUGGGUCCCCUGGAACUGGAGUUACAGACAGUUGUGAGGUGCCAUGUGGGUGUGGGAAUUGAACCCGGGUCCUCUGGAAGAGCAGCAAGUGCUCUUAACUGCUGAGUCAUCUCUCCAGCACAAUAUUUUCUUUUCUUUGUUAAAAAAGAUUUUUACUGCUGGGUGGUGGGUGGCACACACUUUUGGUCCCAGCACUUGGAAGGCAGAGGCAGGUGGAUCUCUGUGAGUUCGAGGCCAGCCUGAUCUACAGAGUGAGUUCCAGAACAGCCAGGCCUACAUAGAGAAAGCCCGUCUCAAAAAGAUAGUUAUUUUAAUUGAUGUGUAUGUGUGUGUUUCUAGGUUGAGUGCAUGUGUAGAUACUCAGAGAGGCCAGAAGACAGUAUCAAAUCCCUUGGAGCUGGAGUUAUAGGUGGUUGUGAGCUGCCUGGAGGAGGUGUUGGGUCCUUUAGAAGAGCAGCAAGUGUUUGUUUAUAACUGCAGAGCCAUUUCUCCAGGGCUUGUGUCUCCCCAUCCCCAUCCUACCCACCCCAUCCCCCACCAUCCCCAACCCCAGCAGUUUCUUGAGAUCUUUGCUUCAUACAGACCAUAUCCUGCCAUCUGUAUUUGGAUUAAUUUUUCUUUAUAGGAUAACCAUGAAUUCCACCCAAGCAAGCUGUGCCCCCCACACACAUACAGUGGCCCCAACAUCCCGCACCAAAACAGGUUCUGAAUCUAACUAUGAAGAUAACAUCCUGUGUGGUCUUGGACAUUUGAGCUAGUUUUCUUCAAAUUUCUUAGUGACAGUUAUCCCAGGGUGAAGACAUUAGCUUCCGUUUGUUUCUGCUGAAGCCAACAGAUGGUCAUGAACUCCCUCAUUUGCGUGUCACUGUGUACUUUAUGGCGAGGAUUGCCUUUCUGGCUGCCAGGGAGGGAAAGUGUGAGGGUAUGUCUAACCUGAGAGCACUUGGAGACUCAAAGACGGAGUGAGACAAUAGAUUUUCACAUGUGUGCACUCUCAGGCACCAAACUCUGUGUGUGUAUGUGUGUGUGUGUGUGUGUGUGUGUGUGUGUGUGUCUGUGUCUGUGCACAUGCUCACCCAUGUGUGUGCAUGUGUAUUCGAUGUGCAUACACAUGUGUGUCUCAGACUUGUGGGAAUCCUCCUUAGCUGGGAUUACAGGUGAGCUACCACACCCGGCUGAACUCAGCUCUUACGUGCUCUCUCCUCCCUGAGACCUUCUCUCCAGGGGAAGGACAAGCCCUUCUUGCUCCAUCUCCUUACUGCUUCCCCACCACCAGCCCUACAAAGUGAAGGGACAGAGCCCACGCUUCAUAGAAGCCGAAGGACUUGCCCAAUCCACACUGCGAGUGGUAGCACUGGACUUCAAAGCUGUGGCCACGCCCAGGGUGCCUCCCACUCUGGCACAGAUGGCACCCUCUCCCAACAAGGGGCUGAGUGAAGUCAUCUCACUGACAAACCUGCAGUUCCUCAGGUGGCCACCAGAUGGCUAUGAGCUUCCCUGGCCAGUUUUUUGUCUGCAUGUAUGUCUGUGUGCCACUGUUUUUCCGGUACCCUCUGAGGCCAUAAGAGAGCAUCAGAUGCUCGGGAAGUGGAGCUAUUGAAGGUCGUGAACUGUCGGUGUUAGGAAUCAAACCCAGGCCCUCUGGAAAUCAACACAUACACUUGACCUCGGAGUCAUGUCUCCAGCCCUCAUUCAACCAAUUUCUACUAACAGUGGCCUGGUCUCGGGGUCAGGUAGGGGACAGAACAAUACGUAAGCCACACUCCUGCAUGUUCCACUUUCAUUUAUAUUGAGUAUCUGCUAUUUGCCAGGCAUGGAGAGAAACACCGCAGUGAACAGAAAACAUUCCUCCUUCCUGGAAUUUCUAUCUUAAUAGAGAGAAUAGAGAGAAACAGACAACGCCCAAAGAGAUGCCAACUAUGAUGUCGUCUAUGAUAUCAAGUCCUUGAGGGUCUCAUAGAGCAAUGCACAGGCACACAUGCACACGAACAGUAGGACAGGAGAGCUAAUCAGCAUCUACUUCAUCCUGUGUGCAGGGGGUUCACCCGGGAAGAAGAAAGCCAUGGCUCCUGCCAUUGUGGAGCGUGUAGACCAGGAAAAAAAUGGGCAGUUAAUUAUGCAUUGGACACGCGCUCCAAAGGAAUGCAGGUGCUGGCAUGUAGAAUAAUUAGGAGAGGUCUUUUCAGCAGAGAGGUUAGGAAAUGAGUCACUUCAAGAGGGAACAGAAGAGCUUGCCUUUCCAGGACAGGGCACAGCAAGUGGACAGUCCCCCAGGAGGGGAAGAGUAUGAGGGCCAGAGAGGAGGCUGGAUGAACACAGAAGCUAAGGGAGCGUAGGCUUGAGCCCAGAAUGCAUCAGGAGAGUCUCCAGUGGGUGAUGGAGAGAGCCUGGAGCUGGAAGGUGCUGGCGGGGCUGAGGGGGCAAUAGGACCUGGGGUGGGUUUUUUUUUUUUCCCAAGGAUCAUUUUCAGUGGUGGCUCAAAGGAGUAAUAGCUGGACAGAUGGAGCUAAGGGCAGAGAGCUGGGAUAAAGGCAAGAAGAAUGCCUUCCUAUCAUGGAAAUGAGGCAUGAUGGGAAAGGUUGAGACAAGCAAGAUACACCCAGAGGCAGGAGCUCAAGGGUUCCAGGUAGAGGGCAAGCCAUGCUGACAAGUCACUGAGAGAGAUGUGGACAUCUGUGUGAGGGCCCGCUCAGGGAGGGACUGUGGGGCCCAGGAGACAGGGAGAUGGGGUCUGAGGAUUUGAGCUGGGGGCGAGGGCAGGGGUGAGAACCAAGUGAGCUCCAACCUGGGUGGUGGGGGGCAGUGAGAAGAACAGAGAAGCUAGAGCUUUCCUGUGUGGAGGACAGGAAACAGAAGCCUAGUGACACCCAGGUGGAGGUGCACCGGAGACAGGGACACCCCCCUCCCCCAGGAGGCCCAGCUGAGUUAUAACUUCCCCUGAGAAGCUGCAGGCUGAACAUGGCACAGCCCAUGCCGUGGAGCAGCUGUGGACAUUAGCUGACUGACUCUGAUUAGAAUAUAUUUUACAUCUUGUUGGUAAGAAGGGUUACUGGAGGCUGGAGAGAUGGCUCAGUGGUUAAGAGCAGUGGUUGCCUUUCCUGAGGUCCCAGGUUCGAUCUCCAGCACCCACACAUGGAGGAGGCUCACAGCCUUUUAUUGUAGCUCUAGCUGUCCUGGAACUCACUCUGUAGACCAGGCUAGCCUCGAACUCAUAGAGAUUCUCUUGCCUCUGCUUCCUGAGCGCUGAUGGAUUAAACUCGUGUACCACCAUCGCCCGGCUGCCCUCGGUGACCCGGCGGAGCCCCAUCCCUUUGGUCCAACCCCGCCCCAAACCGCCGAACACAGCCACGCCUCCCUCUGGCCCCCUCUUCUCUGGCCAAGCUCUCCCUGGACCCUCCCACCGGCCACACCCACCAGCCACGCCCCUGUGUGGCCACGCCCCCGUUGCCCAGGUCUCCCUCUGGCAAGCUCCGCGAGUGGAGUCAAGAAAGGACGCGCCACCCCAGCUGUCCGCCGACCCCCAAUCCCGGCCCCCGCGCCCAUGACCGCACCCGGCGGACCCCGCGCCUUGCGCGCAGCUCUCUGCGGCGGUUGCUGUUGCCUCCUCCUGUGUGCCCAGCUGGUUAUAGCUGGUAAAGGAGCGCGAGGCUUUGGGCGGGCAGCCUUGAUCCGCCUGAACAUCUGGCCUACUGCCCAAGGGGGCUGCAAACACCUGGGACACUGUGAACGCUGUGUGGACAGAGCCCACAACCUCUCCAUUUGCGUCUGGCAGCGAUGUGGGCCAGAGGAGCCAGGACAUUGUGUCGCCCAAGCUGAGGUGGUCAAGGAGGGUUGCUCUGUCUAUAACCGUUCAGAGUCAUGCCCAGCUUCCCACCACCACCCCACCCAUGAACCGAAGACCAGCACAACAGGGAGUCCCCCCGUCCCUGAAGCCCACAGCCCGGGUUUUGACGGAGCCAGCUUCAUCGGGGGCAUUGUGCUGGUGCUGAGUCUGCAAGCAACAGCCUUCUUUAUACUGCGCUUCCUCAAGGCCAAGGACAGCACUUACCAGACACUGGAAGAGAACCAGUAGGUGUCAGCCCCCAGGCCAGUCCUCAGUCCACUGCCGCUGUGGGCAGCAGCCAGGGCCGUGUGUCCAGUGUGGUUUUCUCUGAGGAAGGGGCUGGGCGAGGCUUUGGUGUGCCUGUUCUGUGUGCUGUGGGGCCAGGUGUGCAGCCUGCAUUAAAAUGUUGAUUCUUCCA